Messenger RNA from Penicillium digitatum Pd1, 3084 nucleotides. NCBI's taxonomy places the organism in Eukaryota, Fungi, Ascomycota, Eurotiomycetes, Eurotiales, Aspergillaceae. The record is from RefSeq and is a predicted model, not a curated record.
AUGGAAGCCACUCAGGAAUCCACACAGCCAUGUGCUGAUCCUCGCCGAAUGGGAAUGAAUAACUCUGGCAUCCAAGAUCAAGACUUGGCCGACAUCAUCUGUAUCCUUCAUCCGAACUCACAUGCUGCCCAUGAUGCUGUUGGUGCCACAGGAGAGCUGCGUGCUCAGCAUAUCCUCCAAAGGGACAUACUGGAGCAUGAAUCUUCUCACACAGCUGCACUAGAUUUGGCGUUGAGGCUUUCGUCAAAAGUUCACAGCCUGGCGGUUGGCUUCUGCUUCGGUCGCAAUCGCUCUCGCUGUGAUAUUCUUCUGAGUGUUGAUGAUGAUGCUAAACGAGUGUCGAAUACUCACUUUCGCAUCUAUCUAACCGAAGACGGUAUUCUCAUGCUCCAGGAUACUUCGACAAACGGGACGAUAGUGGACAAUUGCCGCCUGCGAAAAUCUCUGAAAGAUGGGAAUAGUCGAAUGCUGACGAACGGAUCUGUCAUUCAAGUCAUCACCGGAUCUCAAGCCUCCGACGAGGUCCGCUUUGUGGUUCGAAUUCCGUCUCGAGAAGGAUUCGCUGUCCAAUAUCACCAGAACUUAUUUCGCUAUUUCGAACGGGUUCAUGCACAUACUCCAGCGCACAAAGAACGACAGGGCCCGUCUGCCUUGGCGUGGUCGUCCGCCAACGCUUAUGGCAUGCAUUGGACCGGUGGUGCCGAGUACAACGUGACUGGACAGAUUGGAAAGGGUGCUUUUGCUACUGUGUACAAGAUUGCAACAAAGCAACAUGGCGCCAUCUAUGCUGCAAAGGAACUGGACAAGCGCCGCUUUAUGAAAAACGGCAUCCUUGAUCAAAAGGUCGAUAAUGAGAUGAAAAUUAUGAGAGACCUCACACAUCCGAAUAUCGUUCAAUACAUCAAUCACCACGAGCAUGAUCGGUGGAUCUACAUCAUCAUGGAGUACGUUCCAGGCGGUGAGCUGUCGACAUACCUGCAGACCCAGGGAAGAAUUGCAGAGGAGAUGGUGAGAACGAUCGCACGACAAGUGUUACGGGCCCUUCACUAUCUGCACAAACGUCGCAUCACCCAUCGAGACAUCAAACCGGACAACAUCCUGAUUGCCUCUCUGGACCCGCUUAGGAUCAAAUUAUCUGAUUUUGGUUUAUCAAAAGUGGUGGAGCAGGAAACCUUUUUAAAGACUUUUUGUGGAACACUUCUCUACUGUGCACCGGAGGUGUACCCGGAUUAUGAUCAAUACCGCCGUGGGGAGCUCCGAAAGAGGCGUCGUGUUGGAGACCCUCAAUCUGUUGACAUGUGGUCGCUAGGUGCAGUCCUUUUCCAUAUCCUGUCCGGCGUUCCACCAUAUUCAGGGCGUGCAGAAGAUCGAGGUGUCCAGAUGCUUCGCACCAUUAUGACAUGUGAUGCUGAUUUUGACGCCUUGCGGAAGGUAAACGUGUCUGAAUCUGGUAUCGACUUUGUUGCGAAGCUUCUGAAUCGGGACCCCUUCUCGCGUCCGACAGAGAAGGAAUGUUUCCAGCACCCUUGGGUUGCGGAGGUCCCUGAUGUGGAUGAGUAUGAGGAUGAUGAUGACUUGCUUUAUGAUCAUCAAGAUGGGCUUUCAGUAAUUGGCGAGGAUGCCGAGGACGAGCUAGACGCUUCACAAUUGUCCAUCACUGAGGGUCCGGGCUAUGUCCACGAAGCCGACGGCGAAGAAGGUAGCGGCAGUGAGGAAAUCUCCAAACGGCCCCGGACCGAGUACACUCCCACCAAUGUGCGCUAUCCUAGCCUUCCCAACAUCGAGAGCUUCCACGAUGGGCAAGCGGUGGUGGACGAUCAUGCCAAACGUUUGUUUGGCGAAGUUUCUGCCUCAGCCCUGCGGAGCUCCCAUGCACUCGGCAACAUGGAUGCAUACGACGCGAGUAAUUUCAACGUUGACUUUCUCUCUUCCGGUGAGUCGAUGAUGAGCGACGAUCCCAACGACUCGAUUAUUUCCCUUCCGGCGGUACCCUUCGGUGGCACUGCGCCCAGUUUGAUGGGCGCAGAGAAACUCGUUGGGCAGCUCAACAUGAAUUCCUUAAAUCCAACUCUGCAACUAAAGGGUGGCCCGGUUAACAGAUCCUCCUUGCGGCAGAUCACUCCUGGGCACAUCAAAAGCGCGAUACCAGCUAGUACCAUCAACAGGGAUUCCGUUCCGCCAAUUUCGAGUCCCCAGGAAGAACCUGUCUCGAGUCCCCAGGUGCCAACCCCGAAAGCAAAGUUCACGCGUCGAAUAAACCUUGCUCUUGCAAUCCCCGACACAGCCAGCGAGGCAUCUAGCGAUAAUAGUGCCCAAAGCAGCCGCUGCAAUACUGCCGCCGAAACCCCAUCUCGGUCCGCCCAUUCUGAAUACGACCCCGAGUUUGCUACUACACUUGACGCACAGACAGGCCAAGCCAUCUUGGAUCAAGCCCGGGUCGAAGAACCUGACUCGUCAGAACCGAUAGUUCAUCGACCCAAAUCACCCCCUCUUCCCUUCACGCUGUCUGAUCCCGAGUUUGCCAAACCACCAAAGAGAUUUGGAAAACUGAAGAGUCUCCCCGGUUCGAUCUUCGACUUGACAAUCUACCUUGAGGAUAGACUUACCUCGUGGGGUCGAGGACCAUUAGCAACUAUCAAGCAUGCCGACCCCAUGGACACAAGGAUCCCCGCCUAUGCCUUAGAGGUCACAUUCUGGACUCCAGGUAUCGAGGCUAGGAUUGCAGCUGGUGAAAGCUGGCUCGAGAUUCCAGGUGUGAUGGCCAUUCUCUCCACCAAAGCGCGUUCUGGCAUCUGGGUAAACGACACACUGCUGCGCCGUGGCUCUAUGACCGAGGAUGGUCCCGAGGCUUUGCAAUACGGGAAGCUCUACACAGGCGACAUCAUCACUGUGUACCAAAACAAAGAUAGAUCGAAGUUCCUCAAGCUCCAGUGUGAUUUCACUCAUGGCGAGAGUUCCCAGCCUCGGCCCGGACACGAAGCUGGGUUCAUGGUGCGACAGGCUCUCAUGGCCAAGACUAGCCGUGCGGCGAACCGGAUGCCGAUUCGGCCCCAAUCCAAGGAUCGAGAUCAGGUUGAGAUCUAG